Anguilla anguilla (European eel) is the source of this 1633-nucleotide messenger RNA. RefSeq names its product neutrophil cytosolic factor 4 (gene ncf4). Gene Ontology annotation, biological process: superoxide anion generation; respiratory burst; phagocytosis. Gene Ontology annotation, cellular component: NADPH oxidase complex. The record is from RefSeq and is a predicted model, not a curated record. Bases 159 to 1229 code for a protein of 356 amino acids. The transcript is spliced from 10 exons. Gene Ontology annotation, molecular function: protein binding; phosphatidylinositol binding; superoxide-generating NADPH oxidase activator activity. Lineage: Eukaryota; Metazoa; Chordata; Actinopteri; Anguilliformes; Anguillidae.
UGCUUCCUGUAUUUAGAAAGUUAGCAACACCCUGGUCACCGCCCCGAGCUACCUUGCGCUCAGUUUUUGACCUCCGUUGCUGAGCACUCCAUAGUCCUAUACUAGCUACAGAGAGCAACUGUUGACUUAUAUUGCUAAUCGAAUUGUUGGUCUGCAGGAUGUCGCUACCAAGACAGCUGAGAGACGAGAGUGACUUUGACCAGCUGCCCAACGAUGUCCCAAUAUCGGCCACCGUUGCUGACAUUGAGGAGAAGAAAGGGUUCAUCGUCUAUUAUCAAUUUGUGAUUGAAGUGAAGAAUAAAGGGGGCUCUAAGUACCUCAUAUACCGGCGGUACCGACAGUUCCUGACACUUCACCAGAGUCUGGAGCUGAAGUUCUCCCCUGAGACACAGAUGGCCACGUACUCCUGCACCUUACCCACACUGCCUGGGAAGGUGUUUAUGGGGAAAAAACAGGAGAUAGCAGAAAACAGAAUUCCAGAACUCAACACUUACAUGAAGAAGCUGUUGAGCUUGCCCACCUACGUGCUGCUGGAGGACGUGGUCAGGAUGUUCUUCUACCAGAGCGAGUCCGACAGCCAACAGAUCCCCCGGACCCUGCGUCGGCUCCGCCCCCCCACGCGCAGAGUGAAGACGGUCAAAACGAAGCCUGACCUGCUGUCUUCCCCCAGAGCUGAGGCGAUGUUCGACUUCAGCGCGAGCGGGAAACUGGAGUUGAGCCUGCGGGCUGGGGAGGUGAUCUUCCUGCUCAGGAGAGUCAACGCCGACUGGCUGGAGGGAACAGUGAGGGACAGGACGGGCAUUUUCCCUCUGUCCUUUGUGAAGAUCAUUAAGCCCCUCCCAGAAAGUGACUCGGAGGGGGAGGGGAAGACCUCGUCGGGGAAGAUGGGACCCCCAGCAGGGUCCUACAGCUGCCUCCGUUGCUACCUCCACCAGGGCCAGGACAUUGAGACCAGGGACGUCUGUGUAGAAGAAGAGCUCUCCACCCAGCCUGCCUACAGCGAUCUGCUCACUCUUAUGAGGGAGGUGUUCAAGCUGGAAGACAUAGCGCUGAACUAUCGCGACCCGGAAGGGGACCUCGUUCGCAUUCUGGAUGACGAGGACAUCGAGCUGAUGGUCAUCGAAGGCAGGCGCCACGGUUCGGCGGUUAAGCGGCCCGUCAACCAGUUCCCAUGGCAACUGCACGUCACGCUGGCCUCCGACCUGUCUGUGUACAGCACCGAAUUCUAAGGGGCGUGCGUGCGUGCGUGCGCUCUGCGCUCGCAAGUGUGCAGGCGUGUGCCUUUCAGGCCGCAGUGUGUCUUUGCCCUGAAACGAUGGUGUGAGGAAGCUGGAGCCCACUCUGCUCUCAUGGAGCAUUCUGCUUUUCCCACAUUUUGCAGUGACCACCCGUAUGUCCACAGUUGCUCAUGAAAUGAAGGCAAAUCGCUCGCCACGCUUGCAUCACAAAUUGUUGCGCCCUUGGGUACACACUCUGGAUUUACACAGCCACUGUUCUGCAGUACAAAUCAGGCCACACUUCAAAAACGAAAGACACGAGCUGUCCUCAGUAAACAUUUUUUUCUUUUAUGACUGAGUCAUGGUAAAACCUUACAGGGUACGUCGUGCAGGAAAUAAAGUUUUCUGUACCAGAA